UCGUCGUCUUCAGGAGGAGUCUCCGUGAUCCGCCGAAGGAGAAGAACAAACCCCCCCAGCCCCCCCCUCAGCGCCCGUCAAAGCCCUUUACCAUGAGAUAUGACCUCGGGGAUGGAUUCCUUGAAGAAGAGGGUGUACCAUGCCGCUAAAGAAGGGCUGGCCAUCUCCCUGUAUGCCCACCUGUCCGUCAGGAACCACCAGGACUGCCAGGAUCUCCUGGGCCAGGUUGUGGAAGAAGAAGGCCAGAAAUGCACACCUCUUCUUAUAGCUGCGAGGAAUGGCCACGAAAAGGCUGUCCGGACACUCCUGAAGUUUCAUCCAGAUCUUGAACAAGAGGGAACGGUCAAAUUUGAUGGCUAUGUUAUUGAAGGAGCGAGCCCCUUGUGGUGUGCUGCUGGUGCUGGUCACCUGGCAGUGGUGAAGAUGCUUGUGCGAGCCGGAGCUGAUGUGAAUCAUCCGACGAAGACAAACUCUACCCCCCUGAGAGCUGCGUGUUUUGAUGGACGGUUAGAUAUAGUGAAAUACUUGACUGAUCAUAGUGCAAAUAUACAUAUAACAAAUAAAUACAAUAACACUUGUCUCAUGAUUGCUGCCUAUAAAGGUCACGUGGAUGUAGUGCAGUUCUUGCUUGAACUUGGUGCAAAUCCGGAUGAAAAAGCCCAUUGUGGAGCCACGGCUCUCCAUUUCGCUGCCGAGUGCGGUCAUGUGAAAAUAGUGCAAGAACUUUUAAAUCACGGUGCAAAAAUUACCAAAAAUGAACACGGCAUGACACCGCUAAUUGCCGCAGCGGAAAGGACAAGAGGUGAUGUUGUGGACUAUUUGAUAUCGAGGGCAGAUGUCACCCGAGAGGAAAAAGUGGACGCUCUAGAGCUACUCGGAGCAUCCUUUGCCAGUGAUAAAGAUAACUACGACAUAGAGUUGGCAUAUAAAUACAUGCUACAGGGAAUGAAGGAACGAUAUAGUGAUGCAAACAAUGUGAUAUAUAAACCAAAAACUAAACCAAUCGCUGCCUAUGAGAAUAGAGUGGAAUGUGCGACCGUAGAAGAACUGGAGGGAAUCAGACAUAUAUCUGCUUCCCUCCACAUGGAAAGUCUAGCCAUUAGAGAACGUAUUUUGGGACCACACAAUCCGGAGGUGCCACAUCCAGUCAUAUUCAGAGGGGCCGUGUUCGCUGAUAAUGCCAGGUUCGACAGAUGUCUGCAGCUUUGGACGCAUGCACUUAGACUGAAACAGCUCAAUAAAGUCUGUGUCAUGAAGGAUCUCUUGAGAUUUGCUCAGGUCUUCUCUCAGAUGUUGCAUGUGGGUGUGCAACUUGAGUUUGAGGCUGUACAUGAAGUCUUGGUCGCUACGGUCUUGGAACUGAAGCGAAAUCAGGAGAAAAUAGUUUGUCCCGGUCCAAAAGAUGACGUAGAAACUGUAAAGGAUGAAAUGGAGAGCAAUAUGAUAACUGCUCUCUACUUAAUCAUGAUAGCCAUGUGCGUUGCCAAGGGCAGAGGGUCUCCAGGGCACCUGAACAGAAGUAACGGAGGGAAUUACACCGGCACUUUUGGAAGUAACUCAAAUGAUGAAACUAAUCUGAUGAACCAAGUUGUAGAUAAAGAAUCUCAGAUUCAUCACACAGUUUAUGGGUUGGUAAGAGUGCAACCGAGAACUAAGUCUGGUCAGACUCUGCUGCAUUUGGCGGUUAACCCAGAAACUCCUGUGGACGAUUUCCACACUAACCAUAUAUGCAGAUUCCCUUGUGCCACUACAACGAAGCUUCUAAUAGCAUGUGGGGCUGAUGUCAACAGUAUGGACAACAACAGGAACACCCCAUUGCACCUUAUAGUUCCUUAUCAAAAACCUGUCAGUGAUUUCUUGACACUACAUAAUAUAAUCAUGGCAUUGAUAGAGAAUGGAGCUCACAUGGAUACUGUUAACCAGAUGGGAGCUACACCGUUUGAUUCUGCAACCACAGGCGUUGCGGAGAUCAUACUUCGUACUCAGAAAAAGCUAAGCCUGAAGUGCCUGGCGGCCAAGGUUGUCAAAAUCAAUGGGAUUCCAUUCAAGGGUCAAGUUCCGUAUCACCUGGAAGCAUUUAUUGAACUGCAUGGUCCUGGCCAUGUCGAUGGACUCUCCAACAGGCCGUCCAGAAGCGAACAUCGACUUGCAUAAACUGUUUUUUGCUCGGUUGCCGCAUCUGAAGCUCUUAUUCUGUGAAUACUGUAUACUACUUAUGGAGGUUUUUAGUUUAUUUAUUGAAUUUUUUCAGAUAACAAUUUUUGCCUUGAGUUUGUUUUUAUAUUGACAAGUCUGACUAAGGGACACAGCUGUUGCUCACCAAAAGCUGCAGGGUUGUCUGCCUUUAUUUGGAGCAAGAAAAAGGCCGUCACAAAUGUUGACUGUCGUUUUCUGGUUUAGGCUCGAGUUAGGUUCCCUAUUUGCUCUCUUUGAUCUUGACAUAUCUAGCAAUUUCCCCCGUGAUCACAGGGAAUGGCGAAGUUGUAAAAUUGUAGUGUCUUCCAACCUCUCCUUGAUACUUCAACUUGUAUUUGCACUCGGUGAUAAGUGUGCUUUGAAAGAUUCUAUAAAGCCUAUAAAGAAGGUUCUUUUGAAACAGGCGAACUCGUAUUUUUACUCAUAGUAUACUACUAUUGAUUUCAGGGUAUUUUGUGAUACAAUUUUGUCAUGUGGAUAGCUUUCCCAGAAUGUAUUAUAUCCCACCAGUGAAUUUAAAUAUAUCAGUAUGUACACAGAUAUUUUAUAUUUUGUCGUGUAGUGACACUCUGAGCAGUACGUAGUGUGUUUUGUGGCAUUUAUUCUUGAUGGUUUUCGCAACAAUUUGUCCACUUCGAAUUUCUCCCAGCGUGCCCAGAAUACUUACUUCAUAUAUUGAUGCUUCUUUACUUAAAUUGUCAAUUGAUUUACAGAGGAAAACCUACAUUUAGUAGUUAGUACUCUACCUUUGUGGAAACACCUUACUCGAGAAGUCUUUAUAACUGGAAAGAAUUUACUUACAUUUGUCUUUGGUUUUCCGGGUCACUUCAGUUUACGACGGUUGGAAAGGUAGUGAGAAAGUGUAGCGUACAUGUGAGCAAGGGUCAAAUUUAUGAAACAUGUCAGACUUUACUGUUAUUAAGCCCAAAAGUUUUUAUUGUAAAUAUUACCAUAUAACCAACCCUUACUUAAGGCAUAUUUCUUUGACUUUAUACUAAUGCAUAAAUUAAAAUUUGUAUGGCUAGUUUGUCAGUGGUUGUUUGAAGCUCAAGGAAGUGUACAUCAGAUGGAGGUUCUUCAGUUUAUUUUCAGGUUACCAAGUAAAUGAUUGAUGUAGUGAUUUUUUAUAUCCAAAUCAGACGUUGACUGUUUAGCUUGCAUUUCAGUAGGAUCAUUUGGAUUUUGCACAUGAUUCAAACUGUCAUGGAGAAGAGUUUAUACUUUUCAGGUUAAAAAUCAUAUUUGAUAUCUCAGUCAGGUGUGAAAGUACAGUUUGUGGUAGAGAGGGGCGUUCGGGAACAAAUCCAUCCACUUUGGGUGAGUGCUUUCUUGGGGAAUUUGCUAAAAGCACGAUAGAUCUGACAAAAGCUUGAAGUUUGUUGAUGUGGUUUUUUUAAGAAAUGGUAAUCUCGUUUGCGUUUAUAUAGCUUCCUUCAGUAGUCAUAAGUUUUGAUUUCUUGUUAAGUGUCUCAGUGGAAAUCUUGGCAUGUUUUAGAUAUGCCACACUUUCUUCUUGUUUCAGGAUCAAAUUUUUGAAAGGUAAAGUUUUUAGAUUUCUAUGUUUUCUAUUGGGGAAUUUUUGAAGUUCCUUUGAAAUACAGUUUACUCUAAUAUGGUCUGCAUGGCACCUAACAUCCAAAGAACAAGAUCGCCAUUAACAUCAGUUUUUCUUUUUGGCUUUUAUCACAUACGUUUGCCGUUUUGAUUGUGACAGAAGUAACGAGAUAGCGUGAGAAGAGGCUGGAGACAUUGGAGAAAUCGAGUUUUGUAAUACAGUAUACAGUCAGUUAUUAUAUGUGAUGUGUAUUGCUCCAGAUAUGUUGCAUUGUAAGUUUUAUCAGACCUGCCGUUGUCAACAACACCUUUGCUGACAUUCUGAGAGCAAAUCUCGAAUCGGACUCAUAGUUUGUUUUCACUGGCUCAAACUUUAUUUAUUGUAACCUUUUGUUCUGCUGUAAUUAUUAGUUUAUUCUACCAGUGUAUCCAGCAGUGCUCAUUCCUAAAAACAAUAUGAUUAAAUAAUAA
Messenger RNA from Macrobrachium nipponense, 4221 nucleotides. Its product is annotated as protein fem-1 homolog B-like. The coding region runs from base 100 to 2154 and encodes 684 amino acids. Lineage: Eukaryota; Metazoa; Arthropoda; Malacostraca; Decapoda; Palaemonidae. The record is from RefSeq and is a predicted model, not a curated record. Gene Ontology annotation, molecular function: protein binding. The transcript is spliced from 11 exons.